Naumovozyma dairenensis CBS 421 is the source of this 1683-nucleotide messenger RNA. RefSeq names its product Golgi transport complex subunit COG1 (gene COG1). The transcript has a single exon. The coding region runs from base 1 to 1683 and encodes 560 amino acids. NCBI's taxonomy places the organism in Eukaryota, Fungi, Ascomycota, Saccharomycetes, Saccharomycetales, Saccharomycetaceae. The record is from RefSeq and is a predicted model, not a curated record.
AUGAAUGAUUUGGAACCAAUUGAUACUCAUUUACAACUUAGUUCAGAAGGUGACGUGAGAAAGUUGUUCGAAAAUUAUCAUAUUCAACAAAUUAAAGAUUUCAAUAUUUCAUUUAACAACCGUGUUCAUAAAGUUAAUGUCGAAUUUAAUAAUGAAUUGAAUGUUAAAUAUAAAGAUAUAUUAUCUGUAACAAAUGAAGUGAAUACAUUAUUUCAAAAACUGAAAUCUAUUGACUCCAAUUUCAAAGAACUUUGCUUUAAUGAUAACCUUUAUCAAUUAAGGAAAAUUCCAGAUCUAUCAUCAAUAGACGAUGGAUCAUCAACAAUAUCAUCAAAUAAGAACCGUGGCGGUAUGAAUAUUGAAAGUGAUAAACAGUUCAUAAACUCACAAUUAUUAUUAAAAAUAUCAAAUUGGUCCCUAUCAAUAUCGAAUUUCAUGACUAGAUUCCCAGUAUCUUCUAACCCUACAAUUUUAUUCAAUGAUAUGAUUACAAAUUUCAAUAUCUUGCGAGAUACAUGUGAUCUUUCUACACAAUCAUAUGAUACUAUUAUAUCGUGUAAAUGUAAGGAGUUUCAAAACUUCCUAAUUGAUUCGAUCAACUCAUCAAAAAUUGAUUUCCCUUUAAUUGAAUGGAUUAAAUUGUAUAAUUUAUUUUUUAACAUCUUACCAGACAGAUCACACAGUAAAAAACAAGGAUGCGAGCAUCAACCGCAUUCAAAUAAUCUCCAAAGAUGGUGGGACCAUGAUAAAGUAAACCAAUUGGAAUCAUUAAUUUUUAAUUCAAUCUUUCAAUAUGAUAUCGAUACAUUAUUACAACUAUCACCAUCGCCAAGUACGACUAUAGAUGAUGGAUAUGAGGGAAACAAUGAUAAUUUACUGAUUUCCAGUUUUAUUAAAAUGGAAAAAUUUGAGAAAAGGUUAAUUGGAAAGACAAUAGAUGACAUCAAAAAAUGUAUAGAAAAUAUCAAAGAUUCAACAGAAAAUGAACAUGCACAAGGAGGCAAAGAUAAUGCAAACUUAGAUAGUUCCACAGAUGAAAAUAUUAACAUAAUUAUUAAACAAUCAAAAUUAUUAUCAAUGGGGUUGAUUAAUGAUCAAAGGAUAAAGUUAUUUGAAAAUUCAAAACCAAUUAUUACAAUGAUUAAAAAUUUGAAAACAUACAAUUGUGAUUCGGCAAUCAUUAAAAAACUCAAGGAUGAAUUUACCCAAUUACUUCAAGAUUCCAUUCCAUCGAUUAAAUCUGUUGAGAAUAUUAUAUCAGAAGAAGUUCAUGACCAAGAAAUGGAAGAAAAGCAAGAAAGUAUCGGACUAAAGAAAAAUCAAACCUCAGAAUUUGAACAACAAAGUAUAAUCACAAAUGCUGAUAAACCAGAAGCAGAAGUUGAAUCGAAAGCAUUGCCAGAAAUCACCAAAGAGUUUCAAACCCAUCAAACGGAACUGAAGACAGCGGAGGGGAAAGAACCUGACGUUGUUGUGGAAGACGAAGAAGAUUCUGAGAGAUAUCCUGAUGAUAUUGUUCAAGAUGUUACAGAAGAAAAUAGCGGUGAUAAGCAAGACAUAGUUGAAAGUAUCCUCCCUUCCUUUGACAGCGAAAAUAUUGUUCUAAAACUUGUGUCUAAUUAUAAUGAUAUAAAUUUCAAAAAGUUCUUGGAAUCUCAACUUAAAGAAUUAUCCACUAUAUAA